Messenger RNA from Sphenostylis stenocarpa, 1257 nucleotides. Lineage: Eukaryota; Viridiplantae; Streptophyta; Magnoliopsida; Fabales; Fabaceae. The record is from the annotation of a GenBank genome assembly.
AUGAACCAAACCACCGUAGCCAACUUCGAAAAACCGAUAGGCUGCUACUCUCCAUCGGUUCAAGAGCUUAUUGUUAUUGAUGAUGUGCUCUCGGCCAUGGUUGGCAUUGAAGGACGGUACAUCUUAAUCAAAAGAGUUCGCGGAAAGAAUGACGACAUUUCUUUCCUGGUUGACCCAUCAAUGGAUUUGGCCCUGCAGGUGAAAGAUUAUGACAAUGUUAAUGGUGAACAUUAUUUAACUGUUUCUGAGACAGAUUUUAUUGUGCAGGAAUUGGCAAAACGGAUAUUCCCUCUUUGCAAGAGCUUUCUGUUGAUUGAGCAGUUUGUGGAGUCAAGGUCUCAGUUCCAGAAUGGCCUAGUUAAUCAUGCCUUUUCUGCUGCACUGAGGGCUCUUCUUCUCGAUUACCAGGCUAUGGUGGCACAGCUUGAACACCAAUUUCGGCUUGGGAGACUUUCCCUUCAAGGAUUGUGGUUCUAUUGUCAGCCUAUGAUGAGGUCAAUGCAGGCAUUAUCCACUGUCAUACAGAAGGCUUCAGUUGACAAUAUUUCUGGUUCUGCUGUUCUUAACUUACUGCAGAGCCAGGCAAAGGCUAUGGCUGGAGACAAUGCUGUGAGGUUGAUGCUGGAGAAAAUGACACAAUGUGCAAGUAGUGCUUACAUGAGUAUAUUGGAAAGGUGGGUUUACGAAGGUGUAAUAGAUGAUCCUUAUGGUGAAUUUUUCAUCGCAGAGGACAAAUCCCUUCAAAAGGAGAGUCUCACUCAGGAUUAUGAAGCUAAGUAUUGGCGACAACGAUACAGCCUUAAAGAUGGAAUUCCCAGUUUCCUUGCAAAUAUUGCUGGGACAAUUUUGACAACAGGAAAAUAUUUAAAUGUCAUGAGAGAAUGUGGGCACAAUGUUCAGGUCCCUCCAUCAGAAAAUUCAAAACUUAUGAGUUUUGGAUCAAAUCAUCAUUAUCUUGAAUGUAUUAAGGCUGCUUAUAACUUUGCAAGCAGUGAACUCUUGAAUCUCAUUAAGGAAAAGUAUGAUCUAACGGGAAGGCUGAGGUCUAUUAAACACUACCUUCUUCUUGAUCAGGGUGAUUUCUUAGUACAUUUUAUGGAUAUUGCACGGGAUGAACUAGCUAAAAAGCCCGAUGAAGUCUCAGUUGAGAAGCUGCAGUCUCUUCUAGACCUUGCAUUGCGUACUACAGCAGCUGCAGCAGAUCCUUUUCAUGAAGGCUUAACCUGUGUUGUGGCAAGAAAGAUCUUCUCUGCUUAG